Molecule: messenger RNA, 1251 nt
Organism: Perkinsus marinus ATCC 50983
Lineage: Eukaryota; Perkinsozoa; Perkinsida; Perkinsidae
Product: pelota, putative
Exons: 14
Coding region: 1-1251 (416 amino acids)
Biological process (GO): ribosome disassembly; nuclear-transcribed mRNA catabolic process, non-stop decay; nonfunctional rRNA decay
Cellular component (GO): cytoplasm
Source: RefSeq, a predicted model, not a curated record
AUGGCGAGCCGAGAUGAAAUCUCUCCGAUGAAGAUUGAGUUAAGACAAAUAGAAAAAGACGGCAGUGGUCGAGUAGUUGUCAUUGCGGAAGAGUCGGAGGAUAUUUGGCAUCUUUAUAAUCUGGUUCAAAGAGGCGAUCGAGUAACGGCUAAUACGGUGAGAAAAGUGUCGAAGGAAACUAGUAGUGGUAGCGUGUCGUCAGAAAAAAGGCAUUUGCGAUUGACCAUCGCAGUGACGGCAGUUGAUUAUGAUGGUGAAGCGAAUAUAAUACGGUUCUCGGGCAAGAACCGUACCGAGAGCCCAUAUAUCAAGCUGAAUCAGCACCACACGAUAGAGGUUGGGUUGAAUAAUAAGAUACAAAUUUCAAAAGGGAAUUGGGACAGCUUUUCACUCGACAUACUCAGUGAAGCAACGAAUGUUUCAGCCAAUGCUGAGCUCGCGGUUGUACUGAUCGAUUCCGGGAUUUCAAAUUUGUAUCUCCUUACGCGAGUUCUCGCGAAGGAGAUGGUAAAAGUGUCUGUGACUAUUCCCAAGAAACGUAGUGGGAGUAGUGGAUACGAGAAGGCAUUGAAUAAAUUUUACGAACACGUUUAUCAAGCAAUAAAAAAUCACGUUGAUUUUGAAAGAGUGAAAUGCAUCGUCAUCGCGGGCCCCGGUUUUGUCAAAGAUGACUUUGUGAAAUAUGCCCGGGAGGAAGCGACCAAGAAAGCCGAUUCAUUAAUGUUAAACGCAACAAAGAAUAAGUUCGUUUCCUGUCACUGCUCUACAGCGUACAAACAAGGGCUCAACGAACUGAUGUCGAAUGAAACUGUGAAGUCGCAGGUGGCUGAUACUAAAGCAAUGUCGAAUGUCUCUGCACUGGAUCGAUUUUAUACUAUGUUGAAGAAUGAUCCGGAACGAGCCGUUUAUGGGCCCGGCCCUGUGACGAAAGCGGCUGAGAUGGGCGCGAUUGAAGAGCUGCUGAUCACAGACGGUCUUUUCCGAUCGUCCUCUGUUGCUGUCAGGAAGCGAUAUGUGGCGCUCGUGGAUGAGGUGCAGACCACGAGUAGUGUAUUCGUUUUUAGUACUCAACACGUUAGUGGUGAACAACUACAGAAUCUUGCUGGUAUAGCAGCAACACUGAAAUUUCCUUGUCCUGAUCUGGAUGAAGAAUACGCCCUCACUGAGCAGGAGCCGAUGGACUCGGGAGAUGAUGAAGAUGUGACGCCGGAGAGCUCGGAGAUCGAUGAUGCUUUUCUAGCAACCAUUUGA